AUGAAUCAUCAUCUUUAUGAAGAAUCUCUUUCACAAGAAUCAUUUUUAUCAUCUUCAUCUUCAACGUGCUCCUCUUCGCCAUCACUAGAAAACCUUCUUGCUGCAGCCAACUCCACCAAGACCACAACAACGACGACUACGCAACCACAAUUUACUCUAAGUCAAGUGCUAUCCAAUCCGAAACUGCUAUGUGCUUUUGAAUGCUUCCUACGUCAAUCUUGGGCACAUGAAAAUCUAUUGUUUAUUGAAGCCAUAACUCAACUAAAACAUGAGACAGACCCACAAGUAGUAGAAUCCAUCCUCCACAGGAUCUAUAAAACGUUUCUUGCUCAAGGUUCACCUUUAGAACUCAACGUUACUACACAAGAAAAAGUUGAAAAGGAUUUAAACACUUUACAAUGGGCUAUUGUGGAUAAAAUAGACGCUGUCACAAUUUUAGAAGAAACAGAAGCACAGGUUCUUGACAUGCUGGAAAUUAAGCUCUCAGAAUUUAUGCAGACAAUGGAUUUCUCAUUGGGGACAAUAAAUCCUGCUAAAAUCAAAAGUGAACAAGUGAGAGUUUGUAUUAUAGGUGGUGGAUUUACUGGUUUUACUGUAGCUUCAAUCCUAGAUCAAAUGCCACGUUUCUAUGUUACAUUGAUCGAUACGAAAGACUCUUUUGAAUAUACCCCUGGUAUUGUUCGAAAAAUCAUCCAUCCAGAGCAAUCAAGUAGUUUACGUGUACGACAUGAUGCCUAUGUUCAAAAUGGUAGAGUCAUCAUUGGUUAUGCCGAAAACCUUGCAAACAAGGGAAAGAGCGUUACUGUAAAUGGUGAAGUGAUCAAAUUCGAUUAUCUUGUAAUUGCCACCGGAAGUUCUUAUUCGUCUCAGCUCAAAUCUAUGGACACAUCUUCUUUAUACCGUACAACUGGCUUGGAGCAAUCCUAUUUGGAGUUACUGAAGGCUCGCAAAGUCCUGAUCAUUGGCGGCGGCCUGGUAGGUUGUGAAUUAGCAUCAGAGAUUUCCCAACAUACAUUUCCUGGUGCAUAUCCAAAAAAAGAAGUUACCUUGGUUGAUUCUCAUUCUAACGUUGUCAGUCGAAGUGAUGUACGUCAGCAAGCCGUCGCUUUGAAAUACUUGGAAGACUUAGGCGUCAACGUUAUUUGCAAUGAAAGAAUCAUUGACUUUGAUUCAAGCAACGCCAAUAUAUAUUUGGGAUCAAGUGGUCGUCUGUAUUCAGGUUACGAUAAAGUAUUUAUUGCGACCGGAACUCGACCCAACACCAGUUUGUUCACUGCAAUGCCCUCGGAUUCCUCGCUUGAAACUUGUAUUGAUGUUUCAGGUCGCAUAAAAGUGAAAUCUACAUUACAAAUUGAUCAUUAUAGAUACAAGCAUAUUUUUGCAGGUGGUGAUGUUACGAACGUUGUGGAAGAGAAAACAGGUUAUGCUGCCACUAUAUCUGGUGUUUGUAUUGCUCGUAAUAUUUGUCGCCUGGUCAAAGGAAAAGCGCCACUUAAACAAGGAACAAAAGGUACACUGCCUGCCCCACAUAAGCCGCUCCACGGUAUGCUGGAACAUGGUGGUAUAGGCAAACAAAAUCUUAACUCCAUAAAAAAACGGUUCUCGUUUCUGAAUCCAUCUUGGGCAGCUUUAAAAUAUUUUGACGAGCAACAAUUUCUCAAAAUUGUUCAAGGACAAGGGACAAUCAACUCAUCCCAAGUGCUUGGACGAUUACCAAGGAAACUCAAUUUGCCUCCUUCAAGCAAUCCUUCAUCGUUAGCAUACCAGCUUUUAAACCAUCCUCAUGAUCGUAAUCAGCAUUUGAAUUCGAAAAGUACACCGACCCCUAAGGCAGUAGCUGCCAACAUGGCUCGACAAAGGAGCUGCCGUCAUGAAAAUGCUCAGAACUUGCAUUGGACUUCUCGCAAUAAGCUACCAACAGAAAAUGACAGCUUCAACGGCUCCUUUGUUACUUCAACGGACAGCAAUAGAAAGGUAGAAGAAGAUUAUACAAAACCACUGGAAGGCUUCCUGUUUGAACAUUUCACUUUCGGUGGGGAAGACCUUCAUUUAUUUACCAACAGUCACCCUGUGGCAUCUGUCUCCCCUAGGGAGAACAAAAUCUAUAAUCACCAUUUAUCGCCUCAACACCACCAACCGACAACCGGAGCAAAAACUGUUGCUAAUACUACAACUAGAAAAAGAUCCAAUACCACAAGAGCAGAAAGCCACCACUCUACAAAUGGAACAACGACAAAUACUGCUUCUACAACUACAGCAGAGUAUAUUAUGCCUACUGUUUACAUACCGCAUCAACUUUCUCCACCGCCACCACCAAGAAAUAGUAGUAGACGACGUAGAAGAGCUAGUCUUUCGUCCUCCUUUAAUGCAUUGUCGUUAACAAGUACCAAAAGUAGCAGUGCUAAUAGCAAAUGUAUGACAGCCGUGCCUUUGACGCGUUCACCAUCUUUCUCAUCUAUUACUUCUCGCUUUUAA
Messenger RNA from Mycotypha africana, 2475 nucleotides. RefSeq lists its product as uncharacterized. The record is from RefSeq and is a predicted model, not a curated record. Lineage: Eukaryota; Fungi; Mucoromycota; Mucoromycetes; Mucorales; Mycotyphaceae. Gene Ontology annotation, cellular component: cytoplasm. The transcript has 10 exons. Gene Ontology annotation, molecular function: flavin adenine dinucleotide binding; electron-transferring-flavoprotein dehydrogenase activity. The coding region runs from base 1 to 2475 and encodes 824 amino acids.